Molecule: messenger RNA, 2549 nt
Organism: Melopsittacus undulatus (budgerigar)
Lineage: Eukaryota; Metazoa; Chordata; Aves; Psittaciformes; Psittaculidae
Exons: 3
Coding region: 1-2298 (765 amino acids)
Biological process (GO): viral process
Molecular function (GO): RNA-DNA hybrid ribonuclease activity; RNA stem-loop binding
Source: RefSeq, a predicted model, not a curated record
AUGGCCUACGGAGCCACUAAUUCGGCUGUACGAAGACAGAUGACAGCCUUUAUGAAAUACCAGGAGCUUGUUCCUGCCGAUAUUAGAUUGCUUAUGGAAACUCUCCUAGGGGCUACGGCUUUUACAAUGUUUCUGGUAAAGUGGCAGGAACGCUUAGAGCUAAAACAACUAGAGUUUAAGGCUGAAGACUCCAACCUGCUCAAGAUUAAGACUGGAGACUCCAACCUACUAGAAUUUAAGGCUGAAGAUGCCGACCUACUACAGACAGCAACAGAGACAGAGGUUAAUGAGGUGCUGAGGAGUACAAGCCCUGAGAAAAAUGAAGCAUUAGAAGCCCAGCAACAGAUGUCCUUGUUUCAGAACCGUAUCAGAGAGCAAAAUGCACAUUUGGAGAUGCUGCGUGAGAAAGCACAUGACCUGGAAGUACAGCUUGAGUCUUCUCAAAAGAAUGCCAAAGAUAAAGAAAAUACAUUUGCCCAAAUGGAAGAGAAUAUGGAAGAUACAAUUCAACAGCUAUGCGAAAGCACGGAAGAAAAAGAACAAGAUGUUAAAAAACAACAACAUGUUGAAGAACUGACAAUCAGCCAUGAGAAGGAUAUUUGCAGACAGUUGGAGAACUUGAGGGCUGAGCUGGAGAAGUGCCACAGAAGGGAAAUUGCAGAAGCCAGGCAGGUAUAUGAAGAAGAAAUGGUUUUGAAAUAUAAGAAUGAACUUGAAGAGCUAAAAAGAGAGCUCUGUGCUCUGAAUUCUGAAGAGCAUGUUCAGACUUUGAAUGGCAUAAUAAUUGACUUAAAUAAGAGUCUUCAUGAGUCUGAAGUUAAUAAAGAAUCUUUGAGGAAGAGACUUGAGAACCAACAGGAAGACUUUGAGAGAGAAAAAUCUGAAAUUGAAACUAAAUACAAGGGUUUGAUUGAUGGGCUUAAGUUGCAACUUUCUGAUGCAGAAGAGCAGCUCAAGGAAGCUGAACAAUACAAACAAGUAAAACAGUCCUCGCGUGGAAAGAUUCAGAAACUGAAUUCUCUCGUCAAGGAAUUAAAUGAGAAGCAACUUUAUGAGGCUAAAGCCACUACAGAUGUAAGGCAAAAGCCUGAUGAAGACAAUGUCUCCAAUAAAAAGGUAAUGACUUUGAGGGAAAGCCAGAUUUUACCAGAGAUGAGAGCAGAAUUUGAUGCGAUGUGGAAUGAGCCACACCAGUUGACAGGUGAAGAUGAGUUAGUUCAUGAAGAACUAGAGUUCCAGUAUGGCUUUGGAGUAGGCUCCUCAAGGGAUCCAUUAGCAGAAAUCAAGAAUUCAGAGGUCACAGAGAAUAAUGAAAACGGUGAAGGUGAUGACUCUCUUAAAGUAAUUGAGACAAAAAUUGAGCAACAACAGGUUUAUAGAUAUGACCCUGAAUAUCCAGUUAUGGUUUUGGUUUAUGGAUCACAGCAAUACAGAUCUGCUAUUAUAGCGCAACAAAUUGAAAAACACUUAGCGAUCCUAGAAUGGGUUUUCCCAUCGUAUCAGCCUUCUGCAUCUGUUACCACGCUCCAGGAUUAUAUUGGGUCCCUAUUGUUAAAAGCCAAAGAACGUGUCAGGUUGGUGUUUGGUGUUGAUCCUUCUGUAUUUGUACUACCUUGGAAAACUACUGAUUUAAUCCAAGAAUGGUCAUUAUGUUCUAUGACCUUUGCUCUUGCAGUUAAUGGGGUACAAUUGUCAACACAUUAUCCCUCUCAUCCGCUGUUUCAAACAACCUCUAUUAUAAUGAGAGGGCCUAUUGUGAAACAAAAACCUAUAUCAAAUGCACUUACUGUAUUCACUGAUGCCAGUGGACGUACUGGGAAAUAUGGCUUCGCAUGGCAAGACAAUCAAAAUUGGAAACUAAAGAUAUGGACUGACACAGGACAAUCAGUGCAAAUCUUAGAACUACAAGCCAUUGUUGAAACCUUAAAUUGGUUUUCCUCACAAGCCUUAAAUAUUGUAUCCGAUUCAGCAUAUGCAGUCAGUGUAGUCAAUCGUAUUGACUGUGCAAAAAUAGGUAAAAUUGGAACAUUGGAAAUUGAAGAAUUGGUAAUUCGCCUAAAGGGUAUAAUUCAAGAACGUAAGGAGCCCAUCUGGUGCUGCCACAUGCGAAGUCAUACCAACUUACCUGGUAUCUUUUCCCAGGGUAAUGCUGUAAGAAACGAGAGGACAGCAGACGGUGUCUUAAUAAACUAUUUGUGGAAUCUAGCUAGGGAACUUUUGGAAGAAAAACGAAAUGAAGAUAUUAGGUCUGGCAGCACCUGUGGUUCUGAUGGAACAGGGAAGUAUGAUGUCACAUAACAUGGAUCAUCGGCAAAACAUGUGGGUAACAUGGGUUAAUGAGAUAGGGCAGGAUUCCUUUUGUUUAUCUAUAGCAACCCCAUCUGAUCCAUUUCGAACAUGUUUGAUUGGAGUCCCUCUGGUAUCUCACAAGACCUUUAUAGAUAUGGCUGACCACUUCUUCCAACACAGGCUGGCCACCUGUGUUGGAACGAGUGUGCAUUUUAGUCAGUAUAAAAGCCCAAGCCUCACGUGAUGUGAGGGAGGCAGAG